CCUCUUCUUUGCAUCCCACCUCGCCACAUGUGGAGAGACAACAUCAGGUUCCCUGCACGGUAUGCAUUAAUGGAGGGGCUGAGAGACGGAGUCGCCGAUAGAGACCGACUAGCAUAAUUGAUGUCGGUCUGAAUAUCUAGCAUCUCCCUUUCCCUGAGCUGAACACCGUCAUCGAGUCCAUCUCAUACAUUCAAUAUUUCUUUCGUUUAGCUUCGACUGUCAAGCAAAGACAAACCAUGAUUGAAGUACCCCCAGCCUAUACUGCUGGCGGCUCCCCUCCUUCAUACGAUGAUAUCGCUAAAAAGCUCGAAGACUUGAUCGGGGACGACCCCACCCCAGAAAAAGUCAUCGAGGCCAGCCAGCAACUAUCCGAAGAGGAGCUCGACAUUCUGGUGGAUGGCGCCGACGACCACUGGCCGCUCGAGACCGAACAGCAAAAGAGGGACUUCAGCAUCGGCUGUGGCCAAACCUAUUGCUCGGAGGGAGGAAAGGCUCGUCUGCAGGAGGCAGGGAAUGAAGCUACGCAAGCGACCAAAGAGAUCGAGGAUAUCUUCCACCAGCUGCAUCUGAAAGUUGCGCAGAUUGACCAGAUCCAUCAUUCUGGGUUUCAGCCGGAAAUCAUUCGUCUGCAGCAGUCGUAUCUUCGAACUCUCGCCGAUAGCAGGGAUUUGGCGGCUUCUAUUAGCAGCUCUGCUCAAAACUUCGAUGCCACUGUCGUCAAGUUCUGCGCUGAUAAUAGCAUUCCUGUCGAGGCUCGAAGAUCUGUUAUCGAGUCAUUUAUUACUCGUGUGGCUGGCUUUGAGGAAAGCGCCACUGGGAUUAAGAGUCGAUUUUACACUCUGAAAGACGAGUUCGCUGCGUUUGUCGCUAGCUUUUCUACCUGGGCAAAGGACCGAGAGGGAGAGAUCACCGAUCAAAUCCAAGCGCUUGAGCAGGAAUUGGACAGCCUCCACAAGAGGCUUAAUGCUUUGACGAUCUCUUUGGAAGCUUUUGAGAUUCUUUAUGAUGUCGGCGAUUUGAUGCAAGAUGUAGGGAAGUUCUUCCCAAAGGUUGGUAUAUUCAUGAAGAUUGGAGGCAUCAUUAUUGCAGGUGUCUCUUUUCUUGUUGUCGUUGGCCUUACUGGGGCCCUCAUAGCAACCGAGACCAAAAUUCGCAAUCGAACCCGCGAGAAGCACGCGUUAGAAGCCGAGCUAGAAAUUAUCCGACGCACACGAGCUGAGCUGGAAGACCUGGGAGAAGAAUCCUUGAUCCGGUUUGGAGACGCCAUCAACAUCCUCGCCGGGACAUGGCAACAUACAGCCCAGGAUGCACGGAUCAUCCAACAAUGGUUGGCUGAUGGUGCAGACUCCACGCAUCCACCAGCGUAUGUCGAGCUGAACCGGGAUUAUGGUAUUAACCGAUACGAGACUACGGCAACUUAUUUGGAAAAUUAUGCUAGGGGGAUUUCGCAGUAGAGGGGUAGAUAGUCAUGUCUGCAUUGUGAAGUACUUGCAUGCAGUACGUCAUACUGCAGCCAAUUACUCCUUUUCCAAAUCUUCAACUUUCUCAGAAUCAGUCCUUAUCGAUGAUCAUUCUGAUCAUAAAUUCAAUUCAAUCAUCUCAAUUCUUCAGGAGAAGCAGAUACUAUAUAUACAUAACAGAAGGG
Aspergillus ibericus CBS 121593 is the source of this 1645-nucleotide messenger RNA. RefSeq lists its product as uncharacterized. The coding region runs from base 237 to 1454 and encodes 405 amino acids. The transcript has 8 exons. Lineage: Eukaryota; Fungi; Ascomycota; Eurotiomycetes; Eurotiales; Aspergillaceae. The record is from RefSeq and is a predicted model, not a curated record.